Patiria miniata (bat star) is the source of this 4974-nucleotide messenger RNA. RefSeq lists its product as uncharacterized. The transcript is spliced from 15 exons. Bases 120 to 2543 code for a protein of 807 amino acids. Lineage: Eukaryota; Metazoa; Echinodermata; Asteroidea; Valvatida; Asterinidae. The record is from RefSeq and is a predicted model, not a curated record.
CGUUAGCACCGGUCGGCCAAGAGCUUGACGUCUGACCAGAACUGACUGCUACCAACGUGCACAUCUAAAUUCCUCCACAGCAGACGUAUCUCUGGAAGAGCAGGAGCCAGGCACACACGAUGUUUGCUAGAGGUUUGUGCGUCACUCUACUGUUGGUAGUAGGCGGGGUGUUGAACGAAGCCGAGGCCAAGCUGGGCUAUUAUGAAGGCGGAACCAUCUUUUGGGAGGCACGCAAUGCGAACAAUCCACGAGAGAUCACUAUUGAUUUUGAACUCAACUUUGAUUCGCGGAAAGACUCUGUUACCCAUCGUCAGUGCACAGAAGAAAGCAUCGCUGAACACAAGAAACUUCGCACUGGUGGUCAGUUUGUCGUUGGUGAUGCACCACCGGUGUGGGCAGACUAUUACUGCACACACCUGGACAGGAAAAGAAAUGCGGCUACUGGAGUUUACAGCAUGACGUACACCUUGCCACCAGGUCAAACAAAGGCAGAAAUAUCAUACACAGAAUGUUGUUGGAUCCCUGGUAUUGUCAACAACGGCCGCGACAUUGGAAAUGGGAAGGGCUGGAACCUGGCGUCUACCAUCAACAUUGCUCACAAAGAUGGCGUCUCCAUCAACUCCCCUCCCCAGAGCAAAACAUUUGCCAAAUAUUCCAUCAUGUCUGGUUGUACCUACAGUAUUCAUAUUCCAAAUGAUGACGCCAACAGUGACGUAGUCAAGUGCAGGUGGACUAGCAAGAAAAAGAACGAAUGCAAUCUGAAUGCCUUGGAUAUUUGUGGAAAACCUUACUUCGACGAAGAGAGAGUGAAACCGGUGGCAAGUCUGACUAAGGAGACUUGUGAGUUACGAUUCGGAGAGGAGGAAGUGAUCCCUCCUGGCACCUACGCUUUCAUGGUCAUGUUGGAGGACUUUGCUCCUAACAAACUCAAGAAGCCAAUGAGUAAAACUCCUGUACACUUCCUGAUGGAUGUAUUCCAUUACGAAGGCGAUUGCAGACAGCCACAGCUGCAUGUUCCUAGAAUGUGCUUUGCUCACGUGUUGGGAGAAGAAUUUAGGAUGAGAAUGGUUGCCACAGCUACAGCUCCUAAUUACAGAAUCACCAGCAUUGAUGUGCAGGGUUACCCAACACACACACCAUCGCAGAUACACGGAACUGCCUCUGACUAUGAAGUCAUCUUUAGUUUCAUGCCAAGGGAACUGAAGACGUACACAAUCUGUGCGAUGGCCCGUGAAGAUGAGAGGUUUGUCAGCACACAGUCCUGUUUUAUUGUGAACGUUGUUCAAACAGAACCCACGGCACUGUCCGUGGAUCGGGCCAACUCCAUUCCCGCCCAAGGUGACCAAGAGGCUGAAGCUGUUAUUCCAAAUUGGGCCAUCAAAUUCAAAAGAAGGAUUCGCAAAGGUGUGUUCAGCCCAGCUUACGUGACCCUCCGUGACUCCAACAAUGACGUGGUCUGGCGUGUAGAUGCAACGGGACCCGAUGCUGAGAUUGUUGAUGGUGAAACACUCACCUUUCCUAACAGUCAGGAUGUUUUCUUGGAGUAUGCGACCGAGUAUACCAUAGCCCUGGAUGAAGGAGUCGUGCAGAGUAAUGACAAAAAGUGUUCGGUGAAAUCUAAACCUGCAGAAUGGAGCUUUGUCACUGGAGUUCCCGCAGCAGCAAUAAAUGGACCUGAUUGCAGUGUCUCCUCCAUGAGUUUGUACCUUCCCAAACUCACCCUGGAGCUCGGGGGCUACGGUCCGGAGAUAAUGCACCUGCGUGACCCAAAAUGCACCGGUGCCAAUUUCAAUGAUACGCACUAUUAUGUGUGGACCUCCUACGGCUUGUGCGGCACAACAUAUCAGCGUAACGGUACGGAUCAUACAUACAGCAACAUCGUCUACAUUCCCGAUGAGCCCUACACCCCUGAAGGGACUGAGGUUACCCGGGUCCCCCACCGUGAGAUUCGCUUCUCCUGCAGCAUCCCCGCCAAGACCAUCAAAACCCUCGCAUACGACCCCAAUCCAGGAAUCCUUGAGUAUCAAGAGUUCAACGGCAGGGCUGACUUCUUGGAUAACCUGGCAGACACCACACUGAAGCUCUUCAAUGCAAACUACGACCAGGCAUAUGGCGAGCUCUCGAAGCCACUCAAAGUGCCAUUUGACACCAGGCUGUACUUUGAGGGAGAGGCCAGUUGUCGUGAUAACCGUCAAUGCGAUGCUUUCUUCCAAUCCUGCUGGGCCACGACUUCUGACAAUCCAUAUGACUGGCCUCGUCAUGAAUUGAUCAAAAGCGGGUGCAUAGAAGAUGAGACUCUGGUGCUUCAUGAGUCGCACAGUUCCAACAAGGUUCGCUUCUCUGUGGAUGCCUUUGCCUUCCUCGGUUGGCGUAUCUUCGAUACGGUGUAUGUCCACUGCAACGUGUUUGUCUGUCCCUCAAAUGACUAUUCGUCCAUCUGCAAGAGAGGCUGUGUUGGUACACGCUCUAUGCACUUUGAUAGGGUCAGCCGUCGUGAUGUGAUGUCAGUAGUCUCCUCUCCAGGAUUGGCCAGGCAGAAGUAAAGGGAGUAGUCUCUUCUCAAGACGUGGUCAGACAUGAAUGUAGAGAGGAUAUUGAGAGUUGGUUUAUAGGAACUUGUGCACCAUAUAUACGAAUUCAGCUGAUUUUAUUGACUUUCUUUGCGUCAUAAGUUGCGUUUAUUUAAGUACGAAUAUUUCAAUGAGUAAUGGUUUUAGGCUCCUCCGGUUAAUAACAUUCUUAAUUUAAACACCGUUUUGCGUAUCAAUUGUUGGGUUGUAGAGUAUUGUUUAGUGCAUAUAGACACGUAGGCCUAUGUUUUAUUAAUGUCUGUAUAAUCUUAUAACUGCAAGAAUUAGUGGUGCUUUUUAAGAAAACUAAUGUUCGGUUCUAUUGUGAAUUAAUCUUUUUGCUAUACAAGAAACAUAUGUUGAAUAUUUCAAAAAACCAAAUUCGAUGACUUUAUUAUACAAAGCAGAGAAAAACACCUUAUCGAUGACUCAAGAUUGUACGUUUUACUCGUUUACUCGGCCCGAUUAGAGAUUGUGAUCUAAGCAACAUAAUAGGAUGACCUGAAGAACAUUAAGAUUACCAAAUGCUCACCGUUUGGUAUGCAAUCAACUUUUUUACCAAAUUCUUCAUGGUCCGUUGCCAAUUGCAACAAUAUGCAUGAUUUCUUGAAUGGAUAUUCUCAGAGAAAUAGCCUAGGGAAGUAUAGUUCUUCACUAAGAAAGCGCAGUAAAUGUUUUUCAUACUCACUGUUCCGUCAAUAUUGUCAAUAACUAUAGCCCAAGAAAAGAGAUACAGUAUUUCUAAAAAAAGAGUACUGUAUCGGAAAAUCCACAAACUUACUGAUUGUCUUUUUCAGACAUUGGUUGAAAUCAACUGGAAAAAGCAUUGGUGUCGGGACAAGAAUUUAAGUGUUUAAAUUAAAGAAACAUAGCCUUCCAGGGACUUUCCAGGAUUCCACGUGGAAAAUAUAACCUUUAUUUUCUUUAUUCUAAAUUUACAGCAAUGCCACUAAUUUGAUUUUUUUUAUUUGGUUGCAGUUCUUAUUUUUAACUUAUUCUUAUACUUACUUAUAACAAUUUAUAAUUAUUUAUUACUUAUUAUUAAAUAUGUUUUGGUGUGGUGAAUGGUAAAUUUUAAGUAGUAUAUUGCGUUGCAUGUACCGUUUAGUAAAUUUGAAUUGCAUUCAAAUCGAGGACUGUUUUGUGAGUCAUUAGCAAAUGUUGAUGGUAUUUAAUUCACUCUGUAUAAAAAUCAUUGGUUCAAAAUUAACGACAAAAAAAAAACAGAGUAAAGGCAACGUCAAGCACAAGUCUAUUUCCAUCAGAUACGUAUAUCAAAUCACAAGAAGUGACGUCACAAGUGACAGGAUGACGACAAAGGAGUGCCUUUAUCCAGUUCAUUAGGAUAGGUUGUCGGUUGACUUGAGAUUUGACGACUCGUUAGUGACUGACAUGUGAGGAAAAACGGUCACUCAUGGACAGUUAAACAGCCGUUAUGAUUUAGGAUUGAGCCUGGUUCACCAAGUGUCGACACUUCCCAAAUCCUCCCUUGAGGCAAAACACGACAAGGCCUCGGGUUCUGUAACCCGGGUCCAUUAUUCGGAUGGAGGCUAUCUCGGGGGAUCUCGAUCAUUUGCUUGGGAACUCAAUGCAUUCAAGCAAUUAACAGCUCCACCCCCCUCAAAAUUAGGGCCAUUUUGGGCGAUGUUACGAUUUCCCGUGCACCUUGCUUGUGUCUAAUACUCGUAUAGGCAUCGUAAAUUUUGCUUAAUCACCCAUCUUCCAAUUUUGUUUUAUGGAACAAGUUUUUUGUUGGGAUGGUAUGUUUUACAGCAGGGACGUGAAGCAACCAGAUUAGUUCGGAUGAAGUCAAUUCAGUUAAGGAGAAUGGACGAGGGACUGAAGAUUUGUUCACCUCGUCCAUUCUGGCAACAACGAUAGUUUAUGUGAAUAAUCCACAUUUUUUGAAUGAGUGUAUUCGUACAAUUUAUGCAAAUGUGCCUGGCCCUGUGCUUGCACCAACAUCAGAUCCUAUUGUUGACCCUUCGGAUGGGUGCACCCCUUUUGUUCCAUUCAUCACUGGCACAGUGCAUUUGUCUUGUGAGAAGUCACACACACAUGCACAAUUACUGGUGUUUAGUCUCAAUACGCUAGUCUACCCUUACUCCCAAAGCCAAGUGGAGUUUAUACUGUACGUUACAGGUAUGGGAUUACUGGAUUCUGAAAACCAUUCAAUCCGUUUUGAUGUUGUCUUUUGCGGGAUUGGUCGGAGGAGUUUUAACACCAACCAUAAGAAAAAGUUGGCAAGCACCUCAUUUGUGCAUAGAGCUCUGUGAUUUGUGGAACCACAUGUUUUUGCUCGUGGAUGAUGGAGUGUACAUCAGAAUAUGAUAUACAGUAUAUGAUAUAUCUCACUCACCACAGGAAAUAAUUUUGUUUGGAAAAUACAUUACUUUGGAAUAUA